Marasmius oreades (fairy-ring Marasmius) is the source of this 1002-nucleotide messenger RNA. RefSeq lists its product as uncharacterized. NCBI's taxonomy places the organism in Eukaryota, Fungi, Basidiomycota, Agaricomycetes, Agaricales, Marasmiaceae. Bases 1 to 1002 code for a protein of 333 amino acids. The transcript has 4 exons. The record is from RefSeq and is a predicted model, not a curated record.
AUGCCUCGUCUUCGUGUCUCUGCAGGACCAGAUCUCAACGCCCUCACCGAUAUCACCAAUCUUGUCAACACGAACAAGCCAAGCACUAUCUCUUCUGAUCUUUUCGACGGAAAGAUAGUCGUUAAUAUCAAGGGAUUUACGAACGGGGACGGGAAACCUAGCUCUAGUGCCUACUUUGAACAGGAUGAGAGACAAGGGAUUACUUGGAGUUUUCAAGUGCAAGGACGAUUCUUGAAGAAUUACUCUGCGGAUGACGUUUUGUUUGGAAAUACAUUUGAUCGGCCACUUCAACUACCCUGGGGCUCUGGUGCAGCCCUCAAGUUCAUGAAUUUCGUCGACCCGACACUAGAGCACGAUUUGACAUCAUCAACGAAACCUUGGGCCUUAUCACCUUUGAUAUCUACCAUGCCACAUUUUAUGCAUACCAGAAUACGUGGUGGUUCACCCGAAUCGUUGUCACCUUCUUCAUCAACGUCUUCACUAGAACUACCGAGCAUGCCACCUAAAUUCCCGCCUAGUCGACCUAUCGCCGAUGAUAAUUCCAUGCUACAUCUCGCUCAAGUACCCUCCGAGUGGAGCCCUUCGUCCUCGUCCUCUUCAUUGUCAUCGACCCACUCCCAUAGCUCUGCAAAGUCCCAUAAGUCUACGUUAUCGUCAAAGUACAAGAAUCUGAAACGAGGGGGUGGCAGCCGCCAUAGUCACGACCCUAUCAAUCUGCAGAACGCCAGUCAGAGGAGAUCGUAUUUCAGUUCACCUGACACUAGACGGUCUGUUAUGUUUGGAUCUAAGGACAUCAUCUCGAUUGAUUUUUGUUACGGAUUCCUCGAGUUCAGCCCCACGAUUUCGUUGAGGCUUCCUGGCGGACUGUCGUUUGAUCUUAUGCGGUAUUGGGACGGGCAGCCGGUUAGGUUUGUUUGUUGUGAAAGGAAACGACCGGGAGAUGAAGGUACAGAACCUUGGGGGAGGAUUUUGUGGUGUGUGGUUAUCGACCUAUGUGAUUAA